UGUGCUGCACACGGAAACGUGCAUGGACGACAUUGAGGUCCUCUAAGAGCAGUCAUGUACAGAAGAUUGUUAAUAAAUAUUUAUCAGGUCCGAAAUGGAUUAAUUCACACGCAGAAUCCACGACCACCUUUCACGAAAUGCAAAGAAGGCGAGUUUUCUUCUUCGUCAGGUUUUUUCUGGCCCAAGGAUAAAGCAAGCCAAAGGCUAUUGGGAACCAGUAGUAUCGCCUUUAGUGAAAAUAAAGACAACACCACAUCUUCGUCACAAGACAAGAAAACAGAGGGGAAUGAAUCUGUUGCAGAGGUUAUCAAAGAUGAACAGAAGAAAACUGAAAUUCAAAAUGAGGGCACUGAAACUUCAAAAGAAGCGUGGACAUCACAGACUGAAGCAGCUAAACCUGAGGAAAGCAAACCGCAUGAGAAGACAAAAACUGGAAAAGAGAAUCUUUUAGAGCUGCUUGGAGCCAUGAAGGUGGAGGUCACAACCAAACGUAAAAUAAGACCCCCCAAAAUUGUAAGGACCAGUGAGAGACCGGAGCCCAAGACCGUGGAAAGCGCGCACAGUAUGUUUCAGCAGGCCACAGCUGAGGGUUCACCACAGCGUGAGAUAUUAAACCCAGAACUGGUUGCUGCAGCCUCAGCUGCCGCAUCCACGCUGCCCAACAGCCAUCAGGCCGAAUCAGAGCUCCUUCAGCAACUGAGGAAACAUGAAGCCAUACCUGACACCCAGAAGAGAGCAGAAGGACAGAACAUCGGAGACAUAAUAGCUGAUAUGAAAGUAGGAAAGAGGCAAAAUGGCAGAACAAGUGCAAGGCCGACUAGUCAGAUUCGUUUCGAUGAUGAUGGCAGGGGAUAUACUCAAGACAGAGGCAUUACAAGUGAACUUGAUGCAGUGCGUAGAAGGAAGAGUCCUUUUACUGGUAAAAGGCUGAACAUCUUUGCUGCUGUGGAACAGGAUGCAGUUUCAGAUCUGAGCCCCACCCUUUGGGAUAUUGAGCUAGCCAAUCAGAUUGUCCAGUCAACAAAUCAAAUACCUCGGAAUGGUUUUGAGGAGAUGAUCCAAUGGACCAGAGAGGGCAAGCUUUGGCAAUAUCCAAUCAACAACGAGGCUGGCCUGGAGGAGGAGGCUCGUGUGCCCUUUCAUGAGCAUGUGUUCCUGGAGAAGUACCUGGAUGACUCAUUCCCCCGGCAGGGUCCUGUCAGGCACUUCAUGGAGCUUGUGAUCACUGGCCUUGCAAAGAAUCACCACCUCACAGUUAAGCAGAAACAGGAGCAUAUCGCAUGGUUCAGAGACUACUUCCAGCAGAAAGACAGUGUCCUCAAAGAGGCUGAGGCAUAGCUGAACAUCAAGGACAAAUACAGAAUGCUCUAGAACCAGCUUGUUAAAAACCAAACUGUUGUUAAGAUGAGAGAAAUGGCAACAAGAUGCAAGGAGUUUAGAAUUGCAUCAUCAUCAUCAUCAAUUCCUUGUGGUGAGCUGUGGACAUUGUGCUGCAAGCGGUUUAAUGUUGACAUAUAAAUACCUAAUAAAGCUGUUUUCCAAAAAAUGG
Molecule: messenger RNA, 1549 nt
Organism: Triplophysa rosa
Lineage: Eukaryota; Metazoa; Chordata; Actinopteri; Cypriniformes; Nemacheilidae
Gene: mrps31
Product: mitochondrial ribosomal protein S31
Exons: 7
Coding region: 55-1338 (427 amino acids)
Cellular component (GO): mitochondrial small ribosomal subunit
Molecular function (GO): structural constituent of ribosome
Source: RefSeq, a predicted model, not a curated record